AGCUCCGAUUGGAUGAAUAUGAGAACUGCGGCGUGUAAGGGGAGUUUCAAUUGGCAAGAGUUUUCAAGCAUGUGUCCACAGCGGUGUAUUGUACAGUCCUGUUUAACAAUGGAGGAGGCGAACUUUACGGCGUCCUGACUGAAGUACAAGUUGAAUAUCCAGUAAAGCAGACGACUGAUUCAUAUUUCUGUUAGGCUACGUUGCAUAUUGAGUGCGUUGGGGCAAGCCCAACACUUUCUAAUGGAGCUAGAGGUGGAGUGGUGGAAAGGCCAACUUGCCGGAGACAUAUACCAAGCUCUUCGCUACAAAGUACGGCUUCUUUGUGAAUAAUUCGCCUAUUUACUCUCAUCCCGAUGUUGUCUUCAGACGGGGUCAUUUUGUUGUCGGAGCUCAAGUUGCCAACCUACAAAGGGCAGUCUCCCCAACUCACCCUCAGGAGGUACUUUGCAGAUCUAAUUGCCAUUGUGAGUAAUCGCUUCAGGCUUUGCCCCACGGCAAGGCACCUGGCUGUCUACCUGCUGGACCUGGUCAUGGAUCGCUAUGAUAUCUCUGUGCAGCAGCUGCACGUGGUUGCCCUCUCCUGCCUGCUUCUUGCCAGUAAGUUUGAAGAAAGGGAGGAUCGUGUCCCUAAGCUGGACAUGCUCAACAGCCUGGACUGCAUGAGCUCCAUGAAUCUUGUGCUGACCAAGCAGAGCCUGCUGCACAUGGAGCUUCUCCUGCUGGAGACCUUUCAGUGGAACCUGUACCUGCCCACCGCCGCCCACUUCAUCGAGUACUACCUGUCCAUUACCGUCCAGGAGUCCGACCUGCACGGCGGCUGGCCGGUGGCCAGCCUGGAGAAGACGAGCCUGUAUGUGGCCAAGUACGCCGACUACUUCCUGGAGGUGUCACUCCAAGACCAGGUGUUCCUGAGCUACGCCCCGUCGCUGGUGGCUGCAGCGUGCGUGGCUUCCUCUCGGGUCGUCCUGCGCCUGUCCCCCACCUGGCCGUCCCGUCUCCAGCGCCUCACGGUGUACUCCUGGGAUCACCUGUCAGCCUGCGCUGAGCGCCUCCUCAUUGCCCAUGACAACGAUGUGAAAGAGGCCAACAGGCAGAAGCACCAGCAGCCCAGCCCCCAGCCCAGCCAGGCGCUGUUCCCCGUGCAGGGACAGGUGUCCACCGUGCCCCAUUACCUGCCCCGCCCCGCCCAGCACUUCCCCCAGCAGCCCUGUCAGCCCGUACCUGGCUCCACUCACGGCUCUGCUCCGUUUAUGCCCCACCUCAACACGCAGCAGUCAGGCGCCCAAUCACAUGGCCACCUUCAGCCUGUUGGCCACGCCCAUUCCGCCCCUCUGGAUGCCAAACCUAGCGUCCCCUUUAACAGGGGCUACCAGGUUAACACACACUACACCUGUGCUCCCCCCUGCUUUGACCGGUGAUCAUGGGAGCUCAUCACAAAAGCAGUUGUGCCUGUUUAGGGUGGGGGUGGGGU
Molecule: messenger RNA, 1471 nt
Organism: Anguilla anguilla (European eel)
Lineage: Eukaryota; Metazoa; Chordata; Actinopteri; Anguilliformes; Anguillidae
Gene: ccnj
Product: cyclin J
Exons: 6
Coding region: 354-1418 (354 amino acids)
Biological process (GO): mitotic cell cycle phase transition; regulation of cyclin-dependent protein serine/threonine kinase activity
Cellular component (GO): cytoplasm; cyclin-dependent protein kinase holoenzyme complex; nucleus
Molecular function (GO): cyclin-dependent protein serine/threonine kinase regulator activity
Source: RefSeq, a predicted model, not a curated record